GUCAAAGAAGAUCGUUACUCAGUGCGAGAGAAAGAAUUAUAAAUUGAGCUUCUGCUUCUUGAGAAUACAUCUCACUUCACUUACAUUGAGCACGCAAUCUGACAAGUUCCCACUUGUCACGUGCACUUUGACGACUUCGUAAUAGCAACACUCUUAGGACCAAACAGCACGACCGACUUGCAGACCAAAAUGUCUUCCAUCAGCACCUACGACGUCUCAGUCCCCAUCCUCGUCCGCAACCUCGAGAUCCUGACGACAAUCCUCAAAAAAGGCGAAGCAUGGGCCAAAGAGAAUGGCAAAGAUGGCGAAGCUUUUCUAAAAACUCGUCUGGUUGAUGACAUGCUCCCACUAAGCUUCCAAAUCCACACCUGCUGCAACUCCGCCAAAGCCGUGCUCCCACGUAUCGGCGGCGAAACUCCCGUCUCCGCUGACGACAACGAGAAGACUUUUGCGGAAUUCUAUGCUCGGAUUGAGUCCACGAUCAAGUUGCUCCGUGCUGCGAAGAAGGAGAAGUUUGUUGGGGCUAAUGAGAAGUGCAAUGUCAAAUUGGGCCCGAAAGAAAUGGAAAUGGGAGCUUUGGAGUACUUGCAAAAGUAUUGCUUGCCGACUUUCUUCUUCCAUUUCAUCACGGCGUAUAAUAUUUUGAGGAAAGAGGGUGUCCAGAUUGGGAAGUUGGAUUUCUUGGAUGCUCCCACUUUGACGAGUUGGAGUAUGUGAGAGGUUGCACAACGUAGAGCGCGAAGAUGGAAAAAGGUCGUGGAAAAGUAGAGGAUAUCGUGCUCGGGUGUAUGAGAAAUAUGCCUUCAAGGAGAAAUGAUGAUUCAAUUAGAAAAAGAUAUCAGAGAGUCACUCAGAUUCUGUGCAGAC
This is a messenger RNA of Cercospora beticola, 867 nucleotides long. Its product is annotated as DUF1993 domain-containing protein. The record is from RefSeq and is a predicted model, not a curated record. Lineage: Eukaryota; Fungi; Ascomycota; Dothideomycetes; Mycosphaerellales; Mycosphaerellaceae.